Molecule: messenger RNA, 3413 nt
Organism: Phyllostomus hastatus (greater spear-nosed bat)
Lineage: Eukaryota; Metazoa; Chordata; Mammalia; Chiroptera; Phyllostomidae
Gene: ADCYAP1
Product: adenylate cyclase activating polypeptide 1
Exons: 5
Coding region: 461-1003 (180 amino acids)
Biological process (GO): neuropeptide signaling pathway; positive regulation of ERK1 and ERK2 cascade; neuron projection development
Cellular component (GO): perikaryon; extracellular region; neuron projection
Molecular function (GO): neuropeptide hormone activity; peptide hormone receptor binding; pituitary adenylate cyclase activating polypeptide activity
Source: RefSeq, a predicted model, not a curated record
AGCAGAGAAGGCGCUGCCGACUCGCGCUGCUGCCUGACCCGGCGGCUCCCUCAGACACCGUCUUUCACCUUGGCCCUCUCUUUCCUUCCUCUCCUUCUUUGACUUUCUCUUUUCCUUAAUCACUUAACUUCUGUCUCCUGGUGGACUUAGGCCACUUUGUCCUCGACCCCCACUUUAGCUUGUCGCCUCCUCUUUCUUCCUUCUACAUCUCUCUCCUCGCCCCGUUCUCUCAGUAUCACGCUCCCUUCUAGUUCUGUGCGUCUGCAAACUUUUGAACAGAAUACUGGCUUCAGCAAACAAGUCCUCCAGCUCCUCCUGCUGCUCUUGUUCGUUCCUGCGGCUUCUUCUCAGGCACUAACGCCAGACGGCGAUUCCUUUUGGGUUGUGAUUCCAGCGCAGAAACUUGGAGGAAUCCUUUGAUCACCGUCCUACUUGGCAGCAAACCCUCUGCUAGCAGCGAAUGACCAUGUGUAGCGGAGCAAGACUGGCCCUGCUGGUCUAUGGGAUAAUAUUGCACAGCAGCGUGCACUGCUCACCUGACACCACCGGACUCCAGUUCCCUGGGAUCAGGUCGGGGAAGAACGCGUAUGACGAAGCGUACGACGAGGACGGAAACCAGCUGCAGAACUUCUUUAACUUGGAGCUGCCGGGCAUAGAAAGCCUAGCCUCCGCGUCCAGGGAAGCCGAAGUGCUCAACCACCCGGGCGAGAUAAGAGAUGUCGCUCACGUGAUCCUUAACAAGGCCUACCGCAAAGUGUUGGACCAGCUGUCCCGCAAGAAAUUACUGCAGAAGCUCGUGGCCAAGGGAGUGGGUGGGAUUCGAGGCGGCGACACCAAGGACGACUCAGAUCCGCUCUCCAAGCGCCACUCGGACGGAAUCUUCACGGACAGCUACAGCCGCUACAGGAAACAAAUGGCUGUCAAGAAAUACUUGGCUGCAGUCCUAGGGAAAAGGUAUAAACAAAGGGUUAAAAACAAAGGACGCCGAAUAGCAUAUUUGUAGCGAUGAGUUACCAGCUACCCUGUGUAUACAACCCUGACACAAUGAAAAGUCAUUUUUUCCCAACAAACUGAACAGUCACCGCUCAUGUGUUCUAUCCAAACAUGUAUUUAUGUAUGAAGUGAAGCCAUUAAAUGAAUAUUUUGAUAAUAAUAUUGUUUUUCUUUUUACAAAGCACUAGAGAAUGCACAGAUAUACUUUGUGGACCAAUUAUUGGUAUAUAUUAUAAAUAUAUAUAUUUAAGAAUAUAUAUACGUAUAAUAGAGAGCAGUUCAUACAAAGUGUGCACAAGGAUUGAAAAUUUACCUGAGCUGUUUAUGUAUUUAUAUAAAAUAGAUAGAAAAAUAGACAAUCAUUGUUUUGAAUAUUACUCCUAUUUUUGUAAACUGGAAUUAAAAGGAUAGUAUUUUUAUCCAUGACAGGCCUAAAGAUAUUAAUACUAACCAUUUGCUACUGUAUAUAAACAAUGAUGCCCUGCUCCAGGGAGAUUUUGAGGUAAUGAUUUGGAAGAAUUGCUAUAGGACAUUCUUUUCGCAGUGAGUCUCUGGGGCAGGCUGCUUCAAUCCCACCCCAACUCAACUAGGCACUGUCCCCCUCGCUGGGUGGCAAUUCCAAUACUUCUGCUUUCUUUGAUUCUACUUUUAUAUGUAUGUCUCUCUUCAGAAUCUUAGCCCAGAAGGAAAUUCUCCCGAUAAAACAACAGGUCUAUCUAAAUUAUGCUUCUCCCCAGAGUUCAUAUCAUUCUCUGGGGCAAGAGUUGGGAGAUUGUAUAGAGAAGGGAGACUUGGGUAGGAAGCUCCCUUUUCUGUACUUCCAGGAAACCCAAUAUCCCAAGGUUAGGACAAUUGGAACAAAGUGGAAGAAAUGCAGGUACACUGGAAGAGGCAGAGCAUAUGCAAUAGGAGGAGGAUCCUGGAGAGGGACUGUUUUGGGGCUGCCCCAGUUCUGGGAUGCUGGGGUUAAGCUGAGUCCCCACCUUAGGUCUCCAGCCUGAGUGGACUGGGUGCUGGGUGUUGAAAUGGAUGCAAAGUACAAUGUGUUUUUCUCCAGUGCUGUCCAUGCUUCUCAUCUUGUGAAAUGGUCAGGACCCUCCCCUUUAAACCCUGCUCUGUAGGAGCCACCCUUUUUUUUGUGAUUUUUCUGAAGACUCCUUCUUCCUACCCUCUUGCCCUGUUUAAGUUCGUUUACCAUUUUCCAGUCACUUCUCUUAAACUUGUGAAUGUGUCUUACUUUUUUGUUGUUUGAUGCAAGCACUUAUUGUAAAGUUUAGGAAACCCUAUGUAGUUAUCACUAAGUAAUUAUGCACUAAAUAUGAAUCCUUUGUUUCUUGUUUAUUGAGUUUGUAGGUAAAAUGUAUUUUUCUACAUUAUGGCUUAUUGCUUAGUAAAAUUUAUUUCAUAAAACCAAUCUUUGUCAUAUCAGAAUGUGUAGUGUUCACAUGUUGCUCAGUUUUACUGAUUGAUAAAUCAUUUAAACUUCAUCUUAUGUAUGAGUACUAUCUUAUAUUUGUGGUCAAGUGUAAGGUAAGCAAGCUCCAACAGACUCUGGGAACUUCCCAUUGUAUCCCUUCUUGGCUACAGAAAGCAUGUUUAUCUGUUUCCUAUCAAUUUCUUGAACAUAUUGAGUAAUCUCUACAAAUAAAAGAACCGGCACCCAACAAGAUCAAGCAACAACACGCAAACCAGCCAAACUCCCAAAUUUCAGACACAAAUUCUUUUGGGGAAAAAAAAAAGAAGAACAAGAAAAGAUUAAACAUUAGCUUGUAAAGUUUAAAGGACCUUUCCUUUUUCUUUAUGGAUUUUAUCAGUAUGAAGUCAUAAAUCAAAGAAAACAGAAUUGGAUUUGCAUUCCCAGGCGGGAUGGAUGCUGCCAGGAGAUCACAUUGCAAACAGUGAAAGCACAGAGGCAUUCGAUCUAUGCCUGAGUCCUGUGUACGGGAUCAAUCUUUCUUUAAUUCUGCAGUCUCCUCAGGCAAUGUGACGUGGGGACGCAGUUUGCAGCUGUAGUGCCUUUCUUCGCCUUUUAAAUCGCCACGAAUCACAGAUGGCUAUUUAGUGGCCCUACAAUGCUGCAACACAUCGGCUUGCAUUUUAGUCUUAUUUGUUUCUUGGAUAUUGGGCAGAGUUUUCUGUAUUUGUGUCAGCUGUUAGUGGUGAAAUAGGGCUCUAGUUAACCUUUUAUUUAUGAAGUCUACUUUAGUGUUUUUGUGGCUAGUUGCAAGCAUUCACAGUGAUCAUCCAGUUUAAUCUUUUGUAUACUUUUUAGAAAUGCCAAGAGCCUUACUAACCUGGAGCAGAUUUAUGAUAUAUAGUGAUAAUUUAGGUAGAUGUUAGUCUUGAAGCUCUUAUUUUGUGUGCAAAUGAUUAUAAAAAACAUCUUAACCAAGUAUUAUUACACACAUGAUAUCUAUAAC